UAUUGCGCGAAACAGCACCAACAUGCCUUUCUAUAUAUACCACCACCUACUCUCUCAGAGAAACACUGCUUCAGAUCUUCCAUUUACAUUGUAUCUUGUCGUUCAUACUCUUUACGCCAUGUAUAUCUAUGCGCAAAAAUUUCAUAGAGCCUUCUCUUCUUCCCCGGACAGUCUUCCGCGCAUCGUCAUACCAAUCUGGGUUGAAGUCGUGCUUUCCAAAGGAUGAUUCAUUGGCUGCAUAAUGAUGGGCUAAGUACGUUCAUCAUCUUAACUGGUUCAAAUUUUGAGAGUUCCUACAGGGGUGCAAAGAAUAAUGAGAUGUGCCUUGGAAUUUUUUGAAGAAGCAAUAAUGUCGUGGAACCUCUUAUAAAGCCCCAAUGGUUUGUCGACUACAAAAUUAUGGCCAAGUAGGCUUUGGAUGUUGUUAUGGGUGAUUAUAAUCGAAAACUGGAGAUCAUCCCAAAGAAGUAUGUUGAUGAAUGAAAAAGAUGGCUUGAGAACUUUCGUGAUUGGUGCAUCUCAACACAACAUUGGUGGGGUCAUCAUAUUCCUUCUUGGUAUAUGACACUGUGUGAUAAUGAUCAGAAGGAAUUUGUUGUCUCUGAUGAUCAGUAGCUUGUUGCUAGAAAUGAAGAGGGAGCUCGAGAUUUGGCUGGUAGGAAAUCGGGAAGUAGAUUGUUGAGCUCUGUCAAGAUCCAAAUGUGUUGGGUAACUGAUUUUCAUCUGGAUCCUAAGUUUCUGUCGGAAAUGUCAAGAACUUAUCAAUCUGUGAAAUGUGAUAAGGCUUGUCCCUGUGACCUUAAAAGGCAGCAAUGUAUUUAUGAAAGACUAUAUGCUGAGAUAAGUUCAAGAUUUGGGUUGCUUGGAGAGGACAUCUUAUCUUUUGGAAAUCUUAGUGAGCUUGGACCGCAACGAGCUGUUUUUGGAUCUGAAAUUGCGGAAACUGGUGAUAUUUACACCCAACGUGCAGAUGGUAUAAUGGGCUUGGGCCCAGGGGAUGUCAGUGUAGUUGAUCAACUUGUUGAAAAACAUGUAAUCAGUGAUUCUUUCUCCUUGUGCUAUGGAGGUAUGGAUUUUGGUGGUGGGUUGAUGGUUCUUGGUGGAAUAAACCCCCCAGCUCACAUGGUCUUUACUAAAUCAGAUUUUGGUCACAGUCUCAGAUGGCAACAGCCUGUACUACAAUAUUUAGCUGAAGGAGAUACUUGUAGCUGGGAAGCCGUUGAAAAUAAAUCCUCGGGUUUUUGGUGGAAAACAUGGGACUAUUCUUGAUAGUGGUACAACCUAUUCUUACUUUCCAGAAGCAGCAUUUAUAGCUUUCAAGAGUGCUGUAAGAUAUUGUUAUCUACAUAUUUGCCAAUAUUUCUAUCAUUUGUUUGAUCCUAAUCUGCCUGAAAAAGAGUAGCGGUGGAAAAACGCUAUUGGUGAGAAGAAUAGGGUUAUGAGCUACGUACACCCCACUCUCCCCAGACCCCACUCGUAUGAACACUGGGUAUGUUGUUGUUGAUGUUAGGAGGUAAUAUUUUCAAUAUAUACAGAGUUCCUUGCAAGUUUCUAGACAUCUUUGAUGUUGUAUUUCAUUGCUUUUGCUACAUUAUGUUUAGUGAACGGAAAAGUGGAUCAUUAGGGGGUUAUAUCUUUAAAUGCAACUAAGUCUAUGCCUUUCUGGAUGAGCCUCUUCACUUUUCUUUUCAGGUGAUAAAAGAGCUUCAUUCUCUUAAACAGAUCAAAGGGCCUGAUCCUAGUUUUAAUGAUAUUUGCUUUUCAUGGGCUGGAAGGUAUUAUAUGAAGAAUUCUGAAAUUAAUUUGACAUCUUAUGAUUUUCUUGUUUAAAUUUGUUUUCUUCCUAUUGUUGGCGUUACCCAUAUUAUUAUUAUCAUAUAUGUUCCAGCGACAUUUCACUACUCGCAAAGAACUUUCUGCUUGUUGAUAUGGUAUUUAGGGAUGGAAAUAAACUAAUCUUGUUUAAAUAUCUUUUCUUCCUACUGCUGGUUUUACCCAUAUUAUUAAUAUUAUAUAUAUUCGAGCGACGAGUCACAACUCGUAAAGAACUUUCUGCCUGUUGAUAUGGUAUUUGGCGAUGGAAAUAAACUAACUCUCUCUCCUGAAAACUACUUGUUCCAGGUAAGCAUCUUAUUCUGCUUUAGUACUUUAUUAACGAUCUUGCCCGACACUAUUUUGGAGUCAGAUCUACUGGCUUCUUUUUCUUUUUACUAUUUUGUAUUGAUUAUCUUCCCCCUUUUCCAUUGUACCUUGUAUGUUUUAAAGCACUUCAAAGUACGUGGUGCUUAUUGCCUAGGAAUUUUCCCGAAUGAAAAGAAUCCAACUAGUCUUCUUGGAGGUACUUCUCACUACUUGACAAGACAGAAUUCAUCUCCUCCACCUCCAUCUCCAUCUACACCAGUGGUUUCAUGCUUGGACAACCGAAACUCCACUGCACAUAUGUCUCCUUCGCCAGCUCCUAGCGGACCUCCUGGGUACAAUAUACCUGAUCAAAUUACUGCAGCUAAUGUUGCCGAAGAGUGUUUACUAGCAUCUUUGAAAGCAGACUCGAAAGCAGCUCACAUUUGGACAAGUGUAGCUAAUGCUUAUUACUUGAUGAGUGAUCAUAGGAGCUCUGCUAAAUGCUUGGAAAAGGUAGGAAAAAUUGAACCCAAUUGUUUAGCAGUAAGAUAUGCUGUUGGAGUUCACCGCAUCAGGGAUGCAGAAUCUCAAUGAGCAGCUCUCAUGGGCGGGUAUUGAGAUGGAGUUCAUCUCAUAUAAUGUAUAAGCUUGUUGUAUAUUUUGAAUUAUGAUAUUAUUAAUGAAUGAUUUUGUUUUGUGAUGUGUA
Molecule: messenger RNA, 2827 nt
Organism: Capsicum annuum
Lineage: Eukaryota; Viridiplantae; Streptophyta; Magnoliopsida; Solanales; Solanaceae
Exons: 9
Coding region: 2065-2715 (216 amino acids)
Molecular function (GO): protein binding
Source: RefSeq, a predicted model, not a curated record